Messenger RNA from Sipha flava (yellow sugarcane aphid), 2186 nucleotides. RefSeq lists its product as uncharacterized. The transcript is spliced from 11 exons. Gene Ontology annotation, biological process: SCF-dependent proteasomal ubiquitin-dependent protein catabolic process. Bases 225 to 2186 code for a protein of 653 amino acids. NCBI's taxonomy places the organism in Eukaryota, Metazoa, Arthropoda, Insecta, Hemiptera, Aphididae. Gene Ontology annotation, cellular component: SCF ubiquitin ligase complex. The record is from RefSeq and is a predicted model, not a curated record.
UAAGGAACAUAUUUUUCUCGAGGUCAUUUUAAGUCUUCGAGUUAUGUGUUUCAACAAACUUUUCAUAUUUCAAAACUAUCAAUUUUAUUUUCACAUUCUUUUCGACAACUUUGUGACAGCGCAUUAAAGUAUAACAGUACAGUGCAUUACAGUACAGUAAAAAGUGUGCGUGUGUUGAAUAAUUGUUUUCGGCGCGGCGGUACUAAACGGUGAGACCUAAUAAAAUGAGUCUUGAAGUUCUCAAAACAAACGCAUUACGUGGCAAUAACCAAAUUCUUGUCGCGAGUAACGGAUACAUUUUCAGACUAUCACGAAAAUGCCAAAACUACUAUCGAUGGAAGUGUUGUCGUUAUAAAUGCAAGGGGUUCAUUAAAACAACAAAAAACUGGUCGAACAUCAAAUUGAUUAGCGCCAGUUUUCAUACACACUGUGAAGACGAUACAGAAAGCAUAAACAAUUUAAAAACCAUGAUAACUAAUCACUGUCAAAUGAAUAUGGAUGUAAACGAGCAAGUAAAUGAAAUAUCUUCUGCAGAGUAUUACGAUUUUGAAAAUGUUUGUGACGAUGUUUGGUUGAGUAUCUUUAAAUAUCUCGAUUAUAAUGACAUUGCUAAUAUCAUGGUAGCUUUACCAAAUUUAAAAAGAUUAACACAAUAUGCAAUACUUUAUAAGAACGUAACUUUAAAUAGUUUUCAAAGACGCCAGGAAAAAAAUUAUCAAAUGUUUUUAAAAGAAUUCACCAUGUCCUUAACUAUUAGAGGGGAUAAUAGAUUACUUUAUACUAAUUCAAUAUCAUUAACAUUUUUGAGAGAAUUAAAAAUAAGAUGUCCUGAUUUAACUUGUUUAAAUUUGUAUCAUCAAAUUUUUGAUAGCGAACGAUUGUCUGAUAUAUUUAAUUUUAAUAAAUUAAAAUAUUUGAAAAUUGCAAGAUCAUCAUUAGCUCCAUACGUUAAAAUAAAAUAUAAAGAUUUUAAACUAUCAAACUUACAGUGUUCGGAAAUAGAGAUGAUCAAGAUAACAUACAAUGCGUGGUUUUUAGCAAAGCACUUAAAAUCAUUUUUUAGCUUGAAAAAAUUAAGAUGUCUGAUUCUUCACGAUUGCAUGAGCUUGGUAAAUAGUGACUGCUUACAUUAUAUGAAUUUUGGCAAAUCAUUUGAGAAUUUACAGACUCUGGACUUGAGACGCACCUGUAUGAAUGAUUUAGCGUUACGUUAUAUUUUUUCCAUAAAAAGCCUGACAUUAUUGCUAUUACAUAAAAGUUUUCUAGAAGAACAUCUAGAUAAUAUAACUGAUGUAGGUUUGUCAUAUUUGGUUACGGACUAUGUAAUAACGAAUCGGAUGCAAACAAAUAUUUACAUGGUUAAUAAUGAAAAUAGAUGCAAGUUAGAAGUUUUGUCACUGUGCUAUUAUUCGUAUAUAUCGGAUAAUUUUUUGAAUACUACAGCUGUAUUUUACCCAUCUCUCGAAGUCUUGGAUUUAACAGGUACUAGUUGUACACGGUUAGGAAUCCAAUCAUUUAAAGAAAAUAGACCAGAUGUUCAAUAUUCUUCCGACUGUGCGACUAAAUUAAAAAAAUAUAUGAGUAUUGGAGAUAAAGUAUUGGAGAUAUUGGAUAAAAAUAAAUCAAGAAAAACAGACACACGAGAAAAAGGGCGUCCAGGAUGUAUGCUUGGUAUAGAUAUGAAAUUGACGGGUGUUGAAAAUUGUAAAAUUUGUCGACAAGAAGAAGAAGAAAGACAAAAUAUACAACAGAAAGAAACAGAAAAUUUCACAGUUUUAGACGAAGUUCAGGAUUUUAGCAGUUCAAAUUCCGAGUGUGAAGAUAUAGAUACAGAUAUAGAUACAGAUAUAGAUAUAGAGGAAACCGUUGACGUACAUGAUAUUCCUAGGCCUUCAAAACCAACACGUGCAAAACAAAACAUUAUACCACCUCGUUUAGCAGCAGUUCUUGAUAAAUGCAAAAUCAGUGAUCGGGAUACUGUACAUUUAUUAACAGCAGUAGCAGAAUGUUUCCAGGUAGAUUGUUCUGAAUUUGUGAUAAAUAGGACAAUCGCAGGUUCCCGAGCACUCGAGGAAAUAACUGGUGAACCGGUAAAUUAUUGCGAUCGACCUGUUGUUUUGACAGGAGAUUUUAAUGUUAACUUUUCAUUGCCAGAGGCUCAACUAUUGCUCGAUUUCCUUGAAUAA